AUGGUAGUGUUCCGGAGUGGACAGCCAGUAGUGAGAAGUUGGAUGACGGGAGGCAUGGGACAGAAUGUGCUGGGAGUUACUGUGGAUGAGGUGAAGACAGUGAGAGAAGGAGAAACUGUUUCUUUACUCACUGGUUUUACUGGACUUCAGAGCGAUGUUGCUAUACUGUGGUUUUAUGGGCCUGUGGAUCCAAAUACAAAGAUAGUUCAAAGUAUAUUCCACAGAGGAGAGAUUAUUACAGAUUACAGCGAUAAAUUCAGAGACAGACUGCAGCUGGACAGACAGACUGGAUCUCUCACCAUCAGGAACAUCAGCACCACAGACUCUGGAGUUUAUAAAGUACAAAUUAUCAAUGGAUAUGUCUCAGAGAAGAGGUUUAGUCUCACUGUCUAUGCUACUGUUCCUGCUCCUCACAUUAGAGUCAGACAGAGUCGCUCAGCAGGAAGUGGAUCAUCUGGUCCAAAGUGUUCAGUGGUGUGUUCAGUGGAGAAUGGGAGAGAUGUGACUCUGUCCUGGUACAAAGGGAAAGAGAUACUGAACCAGACCAGCAGCCCUGAUCUCAGCACCAUCCUCUCUCUCCCUCUGGAGAUAGAGGACCAGGACAACAACAUCUACAGCUGUGUAGCUGAUAACCCAGUCAGUCAGCAGACAACACAACUCACUAAAGAACUAUGUCCUCACAGCAAUGGUAAGUCAGAUGCGACCUUAUUGUUUGUGAAUAUUCUGUGUAAGAUCUUCAUGUUUGUGUACUGUGUGGCUGAAAACCCAGUUAACACCUAG
This is a messenger RNA of Chanos chanos (milkfish), 780 nucleotides long. RefSeq names its product hepatocyte cell adhesion molecule-like. Bases 1 to 780 code for a protein of 259 amino acids. The transcript is spliced from 4 exons. The record is from RefSeq and is a predicted model, not a curated record. NCBI's taxonomy places the organism in Eukaryota, Metazoa, Chordata, Actinopteri, Gonorynchiformes, Chanidae.